AUGAAACUCUUGCUCAUCACCGUCGCUCUCGUAGCCGUAGCCGCCGCUGGUCCAGUCAAACCAGGCCCAGCUGGCCCAGCCCCAAUCAUCGACGACGCACAUGAUAUUGCCGUUGGACCCGCUAUCAUCGACGAUGCACAUGACAUCGCCGUUGGACCUGCUAUCAUCGACGAUGUACACGAUAUUGCCGUAGGACCCGCUAUCAUCGACGACGUAAAUGAUAUUGCCGUAGGACCCGCUAUCAUCGACGACGUACAUGAUAUUGCCGUAGGACCGGCUAUCAUCGACGACGUACAUGAUAUUGCCGUAGGACCCGCUAUCAUCGAAGGACCCACUGUGAAACCAAGCCAGCCCCUCGUCAGUAUCAUCUUGAACAUCAACUCCCAAAGUCCAGCUCCAGUUGAUGAGGUAGCGCCCACACCAGUUGUCAUCGAAGAGGUGCCUAUUAAACCUCCUUCUGCCGUCAUCGGCGUGCCUGUUCUGCCCGUCCCCAAGCCCGCUAAAAACUAA
Messenger RNA from Melitaea cinxia (Glanville fritillary), 510 nucleotides. RefSeq lists its product as uncharacterized. Bases 1 to 510 code for a protein of 169 amino acids. NCBI's taxonomy places the organism in Eukaryota, Metazoa, Arthropoda, Insecta, Lepidoptera, Nymphalidae. The transcript has a single exon. The record is from RefSeq and is a predicted model, not a curated record.